Molecule: messenger RNA, 2940 nt
Organism: Rubroshorea leprosula
Lineage: Eukaryota; Viridiplantae; Streptophyta; Magnoliopsida; Malvales; Dipterocarpaceae
Source: the annotation of a GenBank genome assembly
GCAGAUUCUCAAUUUGCCUAGAUGGGUUAUUGUCAUCUUUUCCAUUUUCAUCACCCUCAGCCAAAUCCACUCGCAUCCAGAACAGAUACAACCAAACAUCAGAUAAUCUCAAAAUUGAUCACUAUCUAACCAAAAUGCUUCACAUUUGGAAGAGUCAGGGGAUACAGUCCCAAGAAACAGCACUGAAACCACAAGCUCUGGUUUUGCUAGCAGGACUAUUCUGCUUCAUAGCUGCUUCUAUAUCCAGCGCAGGUGGGAUUGGAGGUGGAGGUUUGUUUAUCCCCAUACUGACCAUUGUGGCAGCUCUAGACCUCAAAACUGCUUCCAGUUUCUCAGCUUUCAUGGUCACAGGAGGUUCAGUUGCAAAUGUUAUCUACACUUUGUGCACCACAAGUGAAAAGUUUGGUGGUAAGACUUUGAUAGACUAUGACAUAGCACUCUUAUCAGAGCCUUGCAUGUUGCUAGGAGUGAGCAGAGGAAUCAUCUGCAAGCUUGUCUUCCCAGAGUGGUUGAUCACUAUCCUAUUUGCUUUAAUCUCUGUUCUGCUUCCAUUGUUUUCUUCAAAUGUCCUCCCAAUGGCAACAUCACCGGGCGGAGGCGGCAGUGUUUACCGGGCCAACUUCAAACGCCUCUCCACCCAAAUCACCUCAACCAAGGAGGGAAUUGUAACUCAUCUUGCUACUGCUAUGGUUGCCAAAGAAGUGAUAGAACAACCUAAUGUCAACCUUGAAUCCCUAAAACAAGUGAUAUUAAAUCUUUCUAAUGCUUCUACUGCCUUAUCUAUUGCUCCGGGUACCAAACCUUGGUAUUUUGAUUCUGGUUGUUGUAACCAUAUGUCUUCAAUUACUACUCAUUUCUCUUCAAUGUCGCCUAAUAAUUCCUUUCCUGAUAUUUAUUUUGCUAAUGGUUCCCCUAUGAAUGUUCAUCACAUUGGCAAUGUUUCUACAAAGUCAUUGACUUUACCAAAUGCCCUUUUAGACCCACAAACAGGACAACUUCUUGGAACUAGUCGCAAGCACUCACGACUCGGACAUACCUUAGUCGGUAAACUUCGUCCACUUAUCUCUCGUGGUUUAUUAGGAUCAGUUCCGAAUGAAUUUGUGCAUUGUGUGUCAUGUCAAUCUGCAAAGCAACCAGCUUUAUCUUUUUCGAGUAGUCAUUCUCAUUCUACUGCUCCUUUUGAUCUUGUGCAUUCUGAUGAUUGGGGUCCAUCUCUUACACCCACCAUGGGGGUUUCAAGUCGCAUUCCAUCAUCAGUCCUUAAUAACCAAUCUCCAUAUGAGCGUCUACAUGGUACAUCUGAUGAGCUCUACGAUGCCUCAUCACAUGCUCCAACUAAUUCUGUAGAAGAUGACCUACCUGCUGGUAAUGCAUUAGAUAAUUUUGAGCCUUCUUCUACUUCCUCAUCUGUAUCACCUGUUGAUUCUACAAAUGAGCUUGUUGUCCCAUCCUCGAGUCAUCCUACUCGGGUAAAAAACCCUCUCAACUUCCUUCGUGACUAUCAUUGUUUUCCUGCUAUUACUUCGUUAUAUGAGCCUCAAUCCUAUCAAGAGUCCUCUUCUAACCCUCUUUGGCAACAAGCUAUGCAAGAUGAAUUACAAGCUCUUGAGAACACUCGUACAUGGGAUUUAGUUGAUCUCCCUACUAAAAAAUCUCUAAUAGGGUGUAAAUGGGUGUACAAGAUCAAAACAAGAUCUGAUGGUUCUGUGGAGCAUUAUAAGGCACGCUUGAUGGAUGUGAAAAAUGCUUUUCUUAAUGGUGACCUAGAAGAAGAAGUUUAUAUGAAACCACCUCCUAGGCUCAACCAUCCUCCAAAUAAGUUUAGUGCUAUUGUGAGUGUGUUUGGUUUUACUUCCAGUCCACAUGAUACAGCUUUGUUCAUUCGUAAGACUGCUCGGGGUAUGGUUCUUUUACUUCUUUAUGUUGAUGACAUGAUUAUUACUGGAGAUGAUGUCGCAGGUGUUGAGGAGUUAAAACAAUCUCUCAGUCAGAAAUUUGAGAUGAAAGAUCUUGGUGUUCUGAGCUAUUGUUUGGGGCUUGAAGUGACCUCUUCAGAUGAUGGCUACCUACUUUCUCAAGUAAAGUAUGCCUCUGAUCUUGUUUCUAAAGCUAAACUCAAUGAUGGUAAGAGUGUUUCUACACCUCUUGAACCUAAUGUUAAGCUUACACCUAUGGAUGGCUCUCCACUUUCUAAUCCUACUCGCUAUCGGCAAUUGGUUGGUAGUCUAGUUUAUCUUACUACGACACGCCCUGAUAUAGCAUAUGCAUUUCACAUUGUUAGUCAGUUUAUGGCUGCUCCUCGCUCCACUCAUUAUGCAGUAGUACUUCGCAUUAUUCACUAUGUUAAGGGAAUAUUAUUUCAUGGACUCCAUUUUUCUGCCAACUCCUCCCCUGUGCUUUGCGCUUACUGUGAUGCUGAUUGGGCCGGUGAUCCUUCUAAUCAUAGAUCUACCACUGGUUACUGUCUUUUCCUUGGUAAUUCUCUUAUCCUUGGCGAAGUAAGAAACAAGCUAUUCCAUCUCGCUCUAGUACUAAAGCUAAGUAUAGACCUCUCAGGGAUACCACAUCAGAACUUCUUUCAUUGUGGUGGCUUCUUGAAGAUAUGGGCAUUCCUCAACCUUCUUCUACUGAUUUAUAUUGUGAUAAUCAAAGUGCUAUGCAGAUUGCUCAUAAUGAUGUCUUUCAUGAACGCACUAAACACAUUGAGGUUGAUUGUCACUUUAUUCGCCAUCAUGUUGCACAAAGAACUGUUCAUUUGGUUUUCGUUAGCUCCACUAAUCAACUAACAGAUCUCUUUACCAAAGCUCAUUUUCUUGGACGCUUUCGUACUCUUCUUUCCAAACUCAAGUUGGUUUCAUCACAACCACCUUGAGUUUGAGGGGGGAUAUUAAGAUGUGAACACAAUUAUAUUUAGAAUUAUUAUAAAUAUUUUAAUACUUU